UGGACUGUUUGAUUUCCGUCUUCCUCAGAGGGGAGUGUGAUAGUCGUUAGUGUCUUUUCUAUUCCAGGAAGCAAGAAGUAUUCUAUCACCAGAUGAGGAAAAUCAGAAGCAGAGACUUUGUUUACCCGGUGCAGAUAACCUGGCUGGAAUUGUAGAAUAGUGAUUUGAAUUUAGGUUUCAAAGUGGUCAAGAGAGUGAAUGUAUCUGAAGUGGAUCUGUCUUGUAUAAAUCAUCAGCAGCAUUGUAUGAAACAGAUAUCAGCAGCAUAUUUAUCUGGUUCACACUUCUGCUGAAUCAUAACCCUUUGCCGCUGAGCUAUGACAAGAGAGGAAACAAAAAGUUAAAAGAGCAAGCCUGCCCUAAGUGAGAAGUCCCAGGUUUCUCAACGUGGAGUCUGCACAUCAUCAGUCUUGGAAUCGCAUGGUGUCUUGUUGAAUUUGCCCUUCCCUUGGCUCCCCGGAGACCUCUGGGAUCAGAAUCCCUGUGGGUGGCCUGGGAGUCCUUCCUCAUAUGCACCAAACUUCCUUGAUAACAUGCUUUUGCGAAGUUCAGGAAAAUUAAAUGUGGGCACCAAGAAAGAGGAUGGUGAGAGUGCAUCCCCCACCCCUCGUCCAAAGAUCUUGCGUUGUAAAUGCCACCACCAUUGUCCAGAAGACUCGGUCAACAAUAUUUGCAGCACAGAUGGAUAUUGUUUCACAAUGAUAGAAGAAGAUGAUUCCGGGAUGCCUGUGGUCACUUCUGGGUGUCUAGGACUAGAAGGCUCAGAUUUUCAGUGUCGGGACACCCCCAUUCCUCAUCAGAGAAGGUCGAUUGAAUGCUGCACGGAGCGGAAUGAGUGUAACGAGGACCUGCACCCCACACUGCCGCCCCUGAAAACCAGAGAUUUUGUUGAUGGUCCUAUACACCACAAGGCCUUACUUAUUUCUGUGACCGUCUGUAGUUUGCUCUUGGUCCUUAUCAUUUUAUUCUGUUACUUCAGGUAUAAAAGACAAGAAACCAGACCUCGGUACAGCAUUGGGUUAGAACAGGACGAAACAUACAUUCCUCCCGGAGAAUCCCUGAGAGACUUAAUUGAGCAGUCCCAGAGCUCGGGAAGCGGAUCAGGCCUCCCUCUGCUGGUCCAAAGGACGAUAGCGAAGCAGAUUCAGAUGGUGAAACAGAUUGGCAAAGGUCGCUAUGGGGAAGUCUGGAUGGGAAAGUGGCGCGGCGAAAAGGUAGCUGUGAAAGUGUUCUUCACCACUGAGGAAGCCAGCUGGUUCCGAGAGACAGAAAUCUAUCAGACGGUGCUGAUGAGGCAUGAGAACAUUUUGGGGUUCAUUGCUGCAGAUAUCAAAGGCACAGGGUCCUGGACCCAGCUGUACCUGAUCACAGACUAUCACGAAAAUGGCUCCCUCUAUGAUUAUCUGAAGUCCACCACACUAGACACUAAGUCCAUGCUGAAGUUAGCCUAUUCUUCUGUCAGUGGCUUAUGUCAUUUGCACACUGAAAUCUUUAGUACUCAAGGCAAACCAGCAAUUGCCCAUCGAGAUCUGAAAAGUAAGAACAUCUUGGUGAAGAAAAAUGGAACUUGCUGUAUAGCUGACCUGGGCCUGGCUGUUAAAUUUAUUAGUGACACGAAUGAAGUUGACAUCCCGCCCAACACUCGAGUUGGCACCAAACGCUACAUGCCUCCAGAAGUGCUGGAUGAGAGCUUGAAUAGGAAUCACUUUCAGUCGUACAUCAUGGCCGACAUGUACAGUUUUGGACUCAUCCUUUGGGAGGUUGCUAGGAGAUGUGUGUCUGGAGGUAUAGUGGAGGAGUACCAGCUUCCCUAUCAUGACCUCGUGCCCAGUGACCCGUCCUAUGAGGACAUGAGGGAGAUCGUGUGCAUGAAGAAGCUGCGGCCCUCCUUCCCCAACCGGUGGACGAGCGACGAGUGUCUAAGGCAGAUGGGGAAACUCAUGACAGAAUGCUGGGCUCACAAUCCUGCUUCAAGACUGACAGCCCUGCGUGUUAAGAAAACACUUGCCAAAAUGUCAGAGUCCCAGGACAUUAAACUCUGAUUUGAGGGGAAAAAUAAGCAUCUCUGGAGAAAGCCAGUCAAUAUUCUUCUGUUUGUGGGCAGAGCAAAAGAUCUUCCAAAAGCAUCCAUAGUACAAGCCUUGAACAUGGUCCUGCUUCCCAGUGGGUUCAGCCUCAACUCUCAGUGAGCAGCCUGGACAAAGACAGAGAAGUUCCCAGAAACACAGAUCCGUUGUGUCUGUGUGUAGGAAGGAGAAGCCGCUUGGGUAACUUGUUCAAGAUACGAUGCAUGUUGCUUUCUAAGAAAGCCCUGUAUUUUGGGAUUGCCUUUUCUUUUUUUUUUUUUUUUCAAAAAAUGCUUUAAUUUUGCCAAAAUAAAUAAUGUAGAUGUUUUAAGGUUUAUAGUUUAAAUUCUAACAACAAAAAUUCUUCCCAGAAACUCUGCUGGAAGGUAAAUUAAAGUGUGUUUUUCCAUUGGUGAAAAUGUGUUGCACUCUCAAACCAAAAGACAGUCUGUGAAAUUGGAGAUCAUAGACUGAACUCAUCUUGAAAGGCCUGGCCCUUGCCGCCUCCGACCACUCUGGCCAGCCCUGCCUUGAGGCUGCCUCAGCAAUGUGAAUGCACCUGGGUACAAACGCCACCUGCCUGGGACCACAUUUUGGGAUUCCCGCAGGUGACCUUUUGGAGCUUCAGAAGAGAUGGAACAAAUGAAGGUUUUAUGUGACUUUAUUAGAACUAAGUGUUGAAGCUAUUCUUCAAAACCACUUUGUGUUUCUGAUUCUGUUAGGCAUUUCUUUCAUGGUGAAAUCCCUUCCUUUUCAUUAGACACAAACAAACCGUUGUUUAUGUGCAGACAGUUGACUCAUGCAUGCUUUUGACCUCUCAAAUGAAAGGAUCGAUAUUCAAUAAAAUAGCCAUCAGUUGAGUUGAAGACAAAGCGCUUUAAAAUUGAGCUAAUUUGCUCUUGUGCUGUAAGGAGUUCCCAUCCACAAGGUAGGGAGCGAGGGAGGAGGUGCAGGGGCCCCAGGGAGAGGAGGCACCCCCUAUCUUGUACAGAUGAAGACGGUUUCUUCUUGUUAUUGUCUGUCUUUUUUGUGUCUGAGUUAAGGGAAGGAGAGGAAGGAUAUGUCAGUUUAAUUUAACUAAAUUUUAAUUUAAAAAUAGAUAAAUAUAACCUCCUACUGGGACAGCCGAAGAGAGCUGUUGGAGGCCACAAAAUAUUCUGGCUGCUGUGAUUUACUAUUCUAGCAUAGAUAUGGAUCAAAUAUGUCCAUCUUAAGUGAUAAUUUUACAUGCUAGGAAUGCUGACUCAUUUUAUUGUAUUCUCAUGAUGUUCAAUUCACUUUCUAAUUUAUUAUUUUUUUCUUCUCUGUGGCACUUGUGCAAAACAUGUCUUCACCUACUCAGUUAUACGGGGUUUUAACUUUUAGGCAACACAAGUCAAGUCGUUGACAGGGCCAACACUCCUUAGCAACAGGAACCGAAAGUUCAGAUUGUACACAUCCCUCUCAACUUGAUUCAUUUACAUUUUGUUGCUGUGGUUUUCCUUUGCUUCUUAGAAAUUCUGUAGUGUUUAGUAAAGAAUUGGGAAGUAGUUCUCCUUGGCCUUUUUAUUUUGACGUUCCUUCCAGAAUGCUCCAGGGGGCACUGUUUUAUAACACAUUUCACUACUUGGUAACUGAAAGAUGGAAGGUUUUUGAAAAUUGGACAGCUGCAUGAAAAAUGAGAGAAUGUUUUUCUCACUUCUGAAGUGGACUUGCAGCUGGUGACUUGUGCAUCCAGAGAACAUCCCAGAACAGAGAGUGUUGUGAGUUGUGUCUACAGUUUGGGAGAAUCAUAAGGAGAAACAGAGUGGUCUGUACUCAGCAUCCACUUCCCAGGGUUUCAUAGCCGCAUUGUGUUUGUAACAAAGAAAGAAGAUUUUCUUAAUCUUUGAAUAGGAAAAAAAUUUCUGUCUUUUCAAAGAUGAAAAACAGUUGGUUCCAAAUAUUCUUGUAAUCAGAAUGCAGCUUUUAUUGAUGUUAAAAUAGCCUGAAUAGGAACGUAAAGGUUCCUUUCCCUUGUUUCGAGUUGUCUUCUUUGUGACAGCUUAGAAGGAAUGUGUGGCUAGAACUACGUGUGAUGAUCAUCUGAGCCGUGGAGAGAAACUUCAGUGCCUCUAAUCAGAUCGUCUGCAAACAAGUACCCUUUAGGCCAGUUAAGUGGGGACAUGUUUGUGUUUCUCAGUUUUCCCUACGUUUAAGUGAGGUUGGGCUUACCUCUUAGAUAAAAAUGUGUUUUCUUUUUGGUAGGCUCUUCUAUGUGAAUAACUUCAAAUUAGGAUAUUUUGUGAGGAAGUGAUGAUUUGAAAGUAAACUAGAUUUCUAGAGAGGCAUUGGUUCCAGUGAAGAAUGGGAGGAAAUUAAAAGAGUACCCACAUUUCUUCUAUAUUAUUUGUUUAGUUGCUUUGGAAGAAUCAAUAGCUUACUUUCUAAUGCUCAACCAGAUUCACGAUGAACAUUUAAAAGUUAUCCCUGAGAUACUUAAAAAGACCCAUUUAGCUGUCAUAAUCUUUCAAUAAGACAAGAAUGUUUUUAUGAACAGAUUUUUCUAUCUUACUGAAAUCCACCUUACGUAGGGAAAACUAAAUUGUUCUUAUCGAGACUACCUACUCACUUCCGAAUAAUCCUGUUUGAUUUUUACGUUUCUAGUGGCUCAGAAGUGAAUUUUAUUUCACUAUUUUCUUUUGUCUUUGACUAGGAUAAAUGAGAACAUGGAAAUUAAUAAUGUAGUUGAUUGCUUACUUUCAGGACUAUUUCAAAGACUAAGAUUUUCUUCUAAUUGCUCUCCCCCCAAAAGGAAUCCUAAAUAUUAGUUGUUAGCUAAUAUAAGUUUUGUAUGCUAAGAUAUUGAGGUUUAUAGUUUAUGUAUGUGUGUGUAUAUUAUAUAAAUAUAUAUGUAUAUAUAAAUAUUAUGUUCAGUUUGGAGUCUGGCACAACUCCAUUAUGUGGAUUAGAGAGUAAAAUAUUAUGGAUGAUAAAGUACUAAAUGAAACCUAAUAUUUAUUUAUGAAAGUGUGUAGAUUGUUAAUUUACAAGUGGCGGUGCUGUGCACACUGUGUGUGAGGAGACAGGCCUCUGACCGCCCAGAAAGCACCGCUCAGAAGUCACGAGUGACCAUUCUUUUCAUUCUCAAAACAUAAAGCUUGGUAGAAAACAGGCUAAGAUUGUAUUUGCAAGGAAUUCUUUGAGGCAUUUCUGCUGUCUGUAGUCAGGUAAUAGCAAGUACUGAAUAAUGACCGAGUUUCACGUUCCUGGAGUCAUGCAUAUGCAUUAGAAGUUGCAGUGUUUUAUGUUGUGGGUCUGCUCUGGUUCUUCUCUGUUUGUAGGUGGAAAGGCACUGAAAGAAGUACAGUGUUUUAAGCUUGAAUUGUUCUGUAGUUAUAUCUCCUUUGAAAACACAGUCACACAGCAGUGGACGUGAAAGCGUGACACUAGAAGUGAUUUAAUUUAGCAAUUAUGAUUCCUCUUGUAAAACAAAACAAUAAAACAAUGCCAUAUUUUUUGGAGAGAAUUGGCAAUAUAUAAGGGGUUUUGUUGCCUGUCUGUUUCAAAAGAAGACUCCUUUGUGUUCUUUUGGGAACCAGUGCCUUAUUGAAUUUGUAUAUACUGUAAUUAUUCAGGACUAGGGAACAAACAAUUGUAUUGUAUUUGUUACAAAUUGUAUAUGGCUUUGUUUUAACAUUCCCCCAAAUAAAAUGGUUUCA
Molecule: messenger RNA, 5746 nt
Organism: Equus quagga
Lineage: Eukaryota; Metazoa; Chordata; Mammalia; Perissodactyla; Equidae
Gene: BMPR1B
Product: bone morphogenetic protein receptor type 1B
Exons: 15
Coding region: 534-2042 (502 amino acids)
Biological process (GO): cellular response to growth factor stimulus; protein phosphorylation; dorsal/ventral pattern formation
Cellular component (GO): signaling receptor complex; plasma membrane
Molecular function (GO): SMAD binding; ATP binding; transforming growth factor beta receptor activity, type I
Source: RefSeq, a predicted model, not a curated record